Molecule: messenger RNA, 276 nt
Organism: Fusarium proliferatum ET1
Lineage: Eukaryota; Fungi; Ascomycota; Sordariomycetes; Hypocreales; Nectriaceae
Exons: 1
Coding region: 1-276 (91 amino acids)
Source: RefSeq, a predicted model, not a curated record
AUGGCCCUCCAUCAAGAUAUUCUACCCAUCCCCUCGCCCACCAUGCUGUACCAUGGAGACCAAUACCAAGACACAUCCUCCUUAAUACAGCCGAAACUAGAAUGUCAGGAUGUAACCGAAACACUCAACUCUGCUGGGCCUCAAGUCUUGUCCUGCGCCUUCAGAGCUCAGAAAGUUCCUGGCACUCGAUGUCCUACGUGUGCCUUAGCUGGCAAAGAAGUUUGGGUAAUUCCUGGCCGCUGCUGCGGAUACUGCGGUACUCCUUGUGUCGACUAG